Molecule: messenger RNA, 2246 nt
Organism: Microplitis mediator
Lineage: Eukaryota; Metazoa; Arthropoda; Insecta; Hymenoptera; Braconidae
Gene: Epp
Product: ecdysteroid-phosphate phosphatase
Exons: 4
Coding region: 35-1858 (607 amino acids)
Molecular function (GO): protein binding
Source: RefSeq, a predicted model, not a curated record
UCCAGUCCAUCAUUAGUCCAAGUGAUGUCCAGCUAUGACGACACCACCUCCGCGCAAAAGUCAAACGCCCACGAAAACAGCUCGGAGACAGCUGACACCGCUGGAAAUUAUGUUGAAACUUGGACUGUCAAAACUACGAUCAGAAAAAGCUUUGGCUGCUACAGGACAUCGCGGAGCUGAAUCAGCAACCAGGUGGUUAUUGAAACAUGUCCAGGACCCGUAUCUAGAUGCUGAUAAUCCUCGGGAAUAUAUUUUGUAUGCUUGUCCAACUGGACAUCUUGCUGAUAAACUCAAUAAGUUUUGGGGUGACAGCAAAGAACUGGAAUGGAACAAAGCUCAUGAUUAUAUGCCUCAUAUUACAUUACUCCGUUUUUUUAAGGUGCCUGAUAAAAAUGCAGAGCAAGUAUCGACUGCCCUGGAAACUUUGCUCGAAGCUGGUGAAUCCAUGGACCGCGUGGACCUAGAGACAUAUGUGUCGCCCAACUUCAUGGGUCUCUUUAUCAAUGAACAGCAAGCCAGCUUCCUGGAGUCCGUUGUCGGGAGAUACAUCAGCAGACUAGCGGGACUAGGAAUCGCUGUGGAAGCUGACACGAAAUCAAUGCACGUGUCUCUGGCCUACGAGUUCUCUAGCAGUCACUUUCAGCUUUUGCGCUCGAUGAUCGAGAAGAUCAAUCUCUCGUCUAGUAACUGGGAGCUCAGACUCUACUCUCGGGAGCCGCGACACCGGACAUCGCGAGUCCACAAAGUUGUUCAGGCCUACGCUCCUCGGAAUAACGAUGAGUUGGAAUUGGGACCAGGUGAUUUUAUUUAUUUAAAAGAAGACUGCUCGACUGACGGCUGGGUUGAAGGUGUCUCAUACUUGACUGGUGUCUCAGGAUACUUACCCCUUAAUUACACAAAACGUACUGCUAUAACUGAUACCUGGACGUUGCAUAAAACAGUUGUGAUACCUACCAGUACUACUGCUACUGCUGCUACGAUACCAGAGUCAGUGAGUCCUAGAUGUAGAAAGCCUAUUUUUUUAUCUGAAUCAGUGGAUCUAGUUGAUGGUAUUCCUGCUGAUAGUGAACCAGUCGAAGGUUCUCCAGCAGCUUCUCUCAGACAAAUUUACAUUUGCCGGCAUGGAGAACGCGUUGACUUUACAUUCGGAGCAUGGAUCCCGUACUGCUUUGAAGCAGACGGCUGUUACAUCCGCCGAGACCUGAACAUGCCGGAAAAAAUUCCUCUUAGAAACAUCCAAGACUAUCAGAAUGACAGCCCCCUGACUACAGUGGGCGAGAUGCAGGCAAACUUGACCGGCGAGGCGAUGAAGUCUUCAAAUGUGAAAAUAGACCUGGCCUUUGCGUCUCCAUCUCUGAGAUGUGUCCAGACCCUGUCCCAGAUAUUAAAAGGACUCGGGUCGUCCGUCGAAAUAAAAGUGGAACCAGGUUUGAUUGAAUGGCUCGCCUGGUACCCCAAUGGCCUGCCCACUUGGAUGACUGGAGACGAGUUGAUCACAGCUGGUUUCAAUAUCGACAGAAAUUAUCAGCCAAUUAUUGCCAUCGACCAAUUACCGGGCAAAGAAAACGCCGCGCAAUAUUACGAGCGUAGUUACGGACUGAUUAAAAAAAUAAUAGCGGGUACUGUAGGGAAUGUGCUGAUAGUAGCGCACGCAGCUUCUCUAGCUGCUUGCACUCGACAAUUAACCGGCGGUAGAGUACCUUCAGCAGCUGAAGUUACGAGAUUAGUUCAACGAGUACCUUAUUUAGCUUGUUUAACCGCUUGUGAGGAAAUUGAUGGCUGGCAAUUACACCCACCACCAUUUCCACCAAUCACUCACACCAGCAAUAGUAGAUUCGAUUGGAAAAUAAUUGUCUAAAUAUUUUAAAUUUUGAAUACACAAUUAAUUAAUAAUUAAAUACCAAGUGCUAAUAAAUUAAAUUGAUCGUUAAGACUGUCGUGAUACAAUGAAUUUUAAUAUUAUCGUGAUUUAAAAUUAAUUAUAUAGUCGUUUAACUUUUUAACGUGCAAUUUAAAUCCAAAUUUUUGCCUCUCGAUGUCAAUUAAUUAUAAUAUAUAUAAAUAUAAAUAUAAAUAUAUUAAUGUUAAUUAUCAAGUACUUUGGUUUAAAUAAUAUCAAGUUAAAAUUAAACCAUAGCAAGACUAACACACAGUACAAAUAAUAAAACGGAUUUAUUUUGUCCGCUGGUUAAAUUUCCGACGUCAAUUACCGCAAUAGAUUUUAGAUAUAAUUCGCAGCAGCUAUU